AUGGCACCAAAAUCCUCUUCCCCGGCCAAGAAGGCCACCGCCUGUGCUUGCAGCCACAAGAGCUGCUGCAGCAGUCUCACCACCUUCUUCAAGUGGUUCGCCAUCCUCUUCGCCGUCCUCGCUCCCAUCUUCUACGUCCUCGACCAAAACGUCGACAAGUUCUACGUCUUCAACCUCCCCCAGCUCGAUGCCGUCACCAAGGCCGCCAUCAACGCCCACCCCGGCGACACCAAGGCCAUGGUCAAGUACAUCGUCGACGAGCUCAAGGCCGACGUGACCGUCAGCCGCUACGUCAACACCGAUGAGCAGUGGGUAUUCAACAACGCCGGCGGCGCCAUGGGAGCCAUGUACAUCAUCCAUGCCAGUUUCACCGAAUACCUCAUCAUCUUCGGCACCGCCAUCGGCACAGAAGGCCACACGGGCCGCCACACCGCCGACGACUACUUCCACAUCCUCACCGGCACCCAAACCGCCUACGUCCCCGGCGAGUACGAGCCCGAGGUCUACCCCCCGGGAACCAUCCACCACCUCCGCCGCGGCGACGUCAAGCAGUACCGCAUGCCCGAGUCCUGCUUCGCCCUCGAGUACGCGCGCGGGUGGAUCCCCCCCAUGCUCUUUUUCGGCUUCGCCGACGGUCUCUCCAGCACGCUGGACUUCCCCACCUUGUGGAGGACGACGUAUCUUACUGCUGAGCAGAUGUUGGGGAAUCUUGUCAAGGGCAAGUUUUAA
Messenger RNA from Podospora anserina S mat+, 729 nucleotides. RefSeq lists its product as uncharacterized. The coding region runs from base 1 to 729 and encodes 242 amino acids. Gene Ontology annotation, biological process: ergosterol biosynthetic process. NCBI's taxonomy places the organism in Eukaryota, Fungi, Ascomycota, Sordariomycetes, Sordariales, Podosporaceae. The record is from RefSeq and is a predicted model, not a curated record. The transcript has 2 exons. Gene Ontology annotation, cellular component: endoplasmic reticulum.